AACUCGAUGGUCCCUUCAAUAUCGAGUAAGGGAGAGAUGACUGUAUGUAGAACGUAUUAAGCAGUUCAGCAUAUGUUCACUCGUUUUGUAUACAGAAAAUUUCAUUUUCCAUACGAGCCUUAUCAGACUAGGAUUAGCCGUCUGCAGAUGACAUCAUUAUGUGACCGACGCACAGAGGAGUAACUAGAACAAAUUCGUGGCCAUAAUUUCAAAUUCACAAAGUUGAAGUAUUUGAUUCGAGUAUAUUUUUUUAACAUACCUGAUAGAUUCCUUCAUCAUGUGGCAUCAAUAAUAAGUCGUCAAAAUUGGUUGAAUAAAUGUGAUAAAUUUCGAAAAUGUGACAUCUUUUUGAACUAUUUUGUGCCUUUUCGAAACAUGUCUGACAAUAUCGCAUUUUGUAAAUUAUUCCUUUAUAAUUGCAAAAAUAUUUUUACUGGACUACUUUUAUAUGACUAUUGGUACCACUUCUGAACAUAUUUUAUAAAAAACAAAAUAUUUUUUCCGGAUCUUUGAAGCAAGUCAAUUAGGUGUUAUUUUUUCUCAUUUUUAGACUACUUUGUAGAUGAAAAAGUUACUUUAUACGGCAAGGUCCGGCAAAAUUUCUGUAGCAGGAUAAAUGCUACAUAUGUUUACUCUUCAUUUCAUGUUAAAACCCUUCCGCAUCCGUCCGCACUUGGAAUUUUAAGCGAUUUGAAAAAGUGCAUUUUUUAUCAAUUGUAAGCAUUUUUUUAGCGUGCAUUACAACAACACUUCGAUAUGAUUCCACGUGAAAGCUAUGUUUUUUAUUCGAAGCGCUCAAAAUCAUAAAACAACAACAUAAAAGGGGUUCUUCAUUAGCUACGUAAAGGGUCAAACAUGGAUGGUCAUCAUUAUUCAUCGCGGCUUACGCAAUCAAUGAAAAACUCAAUGAAUAUAACAACGCUUCUUGUAUGUGUGUGUGAUUUUGGUUUGAAGUGAUCUGGGAAACCUUUUUUGACAAGUUUAGUCAGUUGUGAUUUACAAACAACCGCUCGUGUAAACUUCUCAGUGAUUUUAUGGAAAUGCAAGUGAAAUAAUUGCAAGUGUCGUGUUUUCGUCGGUGAAUCUAUCUAAUAUUCCUGAAUUAUCCUAUUUUCAACUGAAUUCAACAGCUUCAAAGAUGAAUAAAGAAGGUAUGUAAAUAUAUUUGAGCUUGACAACAUACACUGAGCUUUUUCGCGUAGAUGAAUCGUAUUAGUAGGAGAUUUGGUUUAAUUGUUGAAAUUAUGUUAUGAUGUGAUGAUCUCUUCAUUCAUAAACAAUUUCAUACGUUCAACUUUAUUGCUCUUUUAACAUUCGUUAAUGAACGAGUUUCAAAUGAAUGGAAACAAAAUAAAAUAGGAUAUGAAUCUGCCGUUGGUUGAAAAUUCAUUUCAAUUUGUAUUGUUGUAUCGACAGGCUCUGUGGAGAACUACAAAACUGUCAAACGGCGGUACAUGUACACCUUAAUGCUCCAAUGCAAUGGAAAGCUUGAUGAGAUGUUUAAGUUUAUGGAGGAUGAACUUAUAAAAGAACUCAAAUGUUCCAAGAACGAUAUGCCCAUUGUGAAGCAACAUUUUAGAAGAUUCAAAGCAGAUUUCAAACAGAGGUGGAUUCAAGCUGCAUAUCACAAAGAACGUUUUCUUCAAAAUCAGUUGGUCAGUCUAAUUGGUUAGACGGUUCUAUGCAUUUUCCAUUUGAAAGAAGGGUAGUUAGCUCCGGUGCUGGACGACCGAACAUAGAAUUUUCUGAGUCGAGUGAGCGAAGCAAGCGGCGUAAAACGCAAGAACUUCGUGAAAAUGUACCUCUUGAAGAGUUAACAUAUGCUACACAGAUGAGUUUGAGAGCGUCCGGGAACACCGCAGCUGCUGAAAUUGUUAAAGAUAUCAGUAAGAUUCCGUCACAAGCAGGAGUAUUUCAAAAAGCAUUGAAAGAAAUUGAAACUCCCUCAGCCAAAAAGCAUUCUCCUUCGGAAGCCUUAGCUCUCUUCAUUGAAGCAGACUUAACCAAAAAACAGUGGGAACUGUUACAUGCUUCAAAUAAAACACUCUAUCCGUGCUACUCUACGUUGAAGAAUGCUAAAGGUCAGUGUUACCCAGAUGAACAGUAUAUUUCCGUCACAGAGAACAGCUUUGAAGUUAAACUUCAAGGUUUGUUAAACCACACAAGCUCGAGACUAAGUCUUUAUAUCGAUGAAAUUUUAACAACAUUAACAAAACCAGAACAGCAGAAUCUGGAAAUGUACUACAAAUGGGGAUGCGAUGGUUCUCAACAAGACAAAUUUAAACAAAAAUUUGAAAAUGCUGAGAACUCUGACAGCAACGUAUUUAUGAGUUCUCUAGUUCCUGUAAGAUUAUUUUUGAAUAUUGAAGGAAAUCAAAAAUUGUUGUGGCAGAAUCCUUCCCCUUCUUCCCCUCGUUUUUGUCGUCCUAUUCGAGCCAGAUUUAUUCGAGAAACCAACGAAACAACGAAAGAAGAAAUAAAUUAUAUUGAGAAGCAAAUUGGAGAGCUAACAAAAUCGGAAUACAUUACUACAGACAGCAAUAUCGUUCUUAUCAAACAUACACUUUUCCCAACAAUGGUUGAUGGCAAGGUAUGCAAUGCAGCAACUGAAACAUCAUCUAGCAUGCGUUGCUACAUAUGUCAAGCAACAUCCAAGACAUUCAAUAACCUUGACAAGCGGAAUGAAGAAAAUCCAGCUUCCUUCAAGUUCGGCAUGUCACCACUACACUUGAGAAUACGAUGUUUUGAAACCAUUCUCCAUCUGAGCUACAAGCUGCCACUGAAGACAUGGCAGGCACGAACUACAGAAGAGAAAAAAGUCGUCUCGGACAGGAAGGCGGAAAUCCAAUCUAAGAUGAAGGAAGAGCUUGGACUGUUAGUAGAUAUACCGAAGGCAGGAUCUGGGAAUACGGCUCGGCGAUUUUUUGAAAACGUUGACAUCGUGUCCAAAAUUACCGGAGUAGACAAAACAUUGAUCUACAGGUUCAAAGUGAUCAUCGAAACUGUUACAAGUGGACACAGCGUAGAUUUAAAUUUAUUCGCAGCGUACACGGAGGAAACAGCCAGGAAGUAUGUUUCAAAAUAUAAUUGGUAUCCUAUGACACCUACCGUGCACAAACUCCUGAUACAUGGUAAGACUAUCAUGGAGCAUGCCUUGCUGCCCAUAGGCCAACUUUCUGAAGAGGCAGCUGAAGCGCGAAAUAAGCAUUUCCGGGAUUACAGGCAAAAUUUUGCAAGAAAAUUUUCAAGAACUCAGUGCAAUAAGGAUGUUUUGAACAGACUAUUGCUUAGUUCGGAUCCUUUCUUUAGCUCAUCGCGCAAGAUCCCGGUUAAGAAAAGCGAACCUUUCUGCCCUGAAACUCUUCAUAUGUUAAAAGUGGAUAACAUGGUUGAUCUGCAAGAAAUCGAAGGUGCAGAUGAAACACUGGACAAUUCUGAUUGAGCUUUUGGACAAUCAAAAACGAUUAAAUUCCAAGCUGAUUUUUGAGAAUCAACGAAACGAUGGAUUUUUCAUUUCCUUUCUGAAACCGACACGAGAAAAAAAAAUACAAUUAUUGUUUACCAAUUAUUCAUCUUCAAUGUACUGUUCAUAAAAAAUAAAUCUAUAAAUAAAUAGGACACAUUCAUUUUGAAAA
This is a messenger RNA of Aedes aegypti (yellow fever mosquito), 3635 nucleotides long. RefSeq lists its product as uncharacterized. NCBI's taxonomy places the organism in Eukaryota, Metazoa, Arthropoda, Insecta, Diptera, Culicidae. The record is from RefSeq and is a predicted model, not a curated record. The transcript has 2 exons. The coding region runs from base 1682 to 3442 and encodes 586 amino acids.